Xenia sp. Carnegie-2017 is the source of this 2764-nucleotide messenger RNA. RefSeq names its product excitatory amino acid transporter-like. The record is from RefSeq and is a predicted model, not a curated record. Gene Ontology annotation, biological process: L-glutamate transmembrane transport. Gene Ontology annotation, cellular component: plasma membrane. The transcript is spliced from 7 exons. Gene Ontology annotation, molecular function: L-glutamate transmembrane transporter activity; neutral L-amino acid transmembrane transporter activity; glutamate:sodium symporter activity. Lineage: Eukaryota; Metazoa; Cnidaria; Anthozoa; Malacalcyonacea; Xeniidae. The coding region runs from base 992 to 2539 and encodes 515 amino acids.
UAUCUUAUUUUCAACAUUUAUUUAAUAGUAAAUUGUUUAGCCACUUGAUUGUAUUUGAAUUAACACAUGGUUAACUUUUUAAGUGCUAGUAAUGCUAUCAAUGUAAUUUCGAUGAGAUCACGCUGGUUUAUUUUAAUUUAAAUUGUAAUAUGAAAUUGGAUGAGAGAAUCGAGAACAUUUUGUUUUAUACAAUGUCUAUAAAUCAAGUAUAUUUGUUCUGUGUUCAUACAAAAUAAAAUGUUGCACCACUACGUUUUUGAAACUUUGAAAACUGCAAAGGUGCUAUACUAUUUAUAAAGAUAACAUUUUCCCACACAAUCACACCCUUUAUGUAAAUGUAUUUUGUAAAUGGUCAUGCUUUGCUAAUGCCUUGCCAAACAUCACGUUCAUGCAAUUUAUUUGCUGUCUUCAUGUGGAAAGUGCAUGAUAUUAUGAAAAUGUCCACAGUACAUAUCAAAGGGUCGAAAGGUUGUGCGCUCAAACUGCCAGAUAUAGUGAUAAAUGGUGCCCAGUGCUCUCUACGUUUUGCAUGAACGAAAUCCGUUUGAAUAAACAAGUACAAGCAACUUUGUAGCAGGCUACUAAGAGUUACUACGUUGUGUAGUAACACACCUAAAUCAAAAUAUCAUUCAUCACAAAUGCUAACUUAAUGUAAAAUACAAACUUUUAUUUAUUUCAGACAUGUUUCGGCAAUUUUGUGCCAUCGCCAGUGCGAAAAAAAUGCGCUAGGUUACAUUAAUGUUGUGUACUACAUAAGAUAUUUUGUUGAGAGACGCAUCAGGCAACAACACUCUCUUUUUAUAGUAAAUGUAAAUUAAGAUCUCUAGCUCACUAAUAAAUCAUAGUAGCACUACUACUAAGGUGAAAAACAGUCACGUGAAACUCGCAUGUGGAACGCUUCAAUACUUCAUAUGGCCACGUAUACAGUACGUUCGUGUCGCUUACUCCUAUUAGCAUCUCUUGUUUCUCGCCCAAAUCUCAAAAGGUUUUAAUGGAUUCCUCUGUUCGCCUAGUAACUAAGCUCCGAAAUAUUGUCGUUAAUAAUUUGCUUCUGAUUCUAAUCAUUGUUGGGGUUGUGUGUGGUUUCAUCAUUGGCCUUCCAUUGAAUAGCCAUGUUCAAAGUUCUCGUUAUGAUUUCGAAGAAAGGAAAAAGAUUGUCAUCUUGGUCGGGUUUGUAGGCGAAAUAUUUGUUCGACUCCUGAAGCUUCUUAUAAUCCCAUUGAUCAUCACCAGUAUUGUGCUUGCUGUCGCUUCGCUGGACACCGCAACUACAGGAAAACUUGGUCGACGCACGGUGAUUUAUUAUUUAGGAACGACAUUUAUCGCCGCUAUUAUUGGUGUAAUACUGGUGUUGAGUAUUCGCCCAGGAGAUACCGCAGUGCAGCAUGAGAAAUCGCAACCAAGACAUGUCAAUGCGAUGGACUCCAUAUUGGAUCUGAUAAGGAAUCUCUUCCCUGACAAUUUGGUGGAAACCACAUUUCGUACGUCGGAAACUACCUACAAAGAUCACGUCAACUCUCUUUAUAACACCACGAUUCCAGUUCGUGAUAUCCGAGGUAGCCCAGGCAACCUUUCAAAGUUUUUGGAAAAUAACCUCUAUGAUCCUUGGAGUGUUAAUGAAACGUCCACCAGCGUUCGUAUAAUUAAGAAAAAUUCCAAAAAAGUUUGGGCGAAGAUCGAGAAGACAGAUAGAAUGAACGUUUUGGGAAUGAUCACGUGCUCCAUUGCAUUUGGUAUUGCAUUGAGUAAUCUCGGACCUGAAGGUCGUCCAGUCAAAGAAUUACUUGAUGUCUGCCUAAAGAUUGUUAUGAUGUUGAUUAACGCCGUUAUGUGGACAUCUCCUUUUGGCAUAUGCAGUCUGAUUGCUGGCAAGCUUGUUGAUAUGGAGGACAUUGGGAAGACCUUCGAAUCGCUUGCAUACUUGAUCGUGACGACCAUCACUGGCAUCGCUAUCCAGGCUUUGAUCGUUUACCCUGCGAUAUAUUUUAUUUUCAUUCGAAAGAACCCUUUUCGAUACCUGUUCAAUAUGCAAGCAGCUGCUUACACGGCGUUUGGAACAAGCUCGAGCGCUGCGACUCUGCCUGUAACUUUGAAGUGUGUGAAAGAACUAAACAAAGUUGACACAAGAGUUGCUCAUUUUGUUUUACCAAUUGGAGCAACAGUGAAUAUGGACGGCACAGCUUUGUACGAGGCAGUAGCUUGCAUUUACAUCGCACAACUGAACGGCUACAGUUUUGGCAUCGGGAAGGUCUUGAUUACAGUCUUAACAUCUGCUGCUGCAUCAAUUGGAGCUGCUGCAAUUCCAUCUGCUGGAUUGGUUACAUUGAUCAUGGUACUAGAAGCUGCUGGCUUACCUACUACUGAUGUGGGAUUACUGUACUCAAUUGACUGGUUUUUGGAUAGAUUUCGGACCGCUUGUAACGUUACAGGAGACGCAGUUGGUUGUGCGGUUAUUGAAAAGUUCUCACACGCUGACUUCCUCGACAAUUCUGCCAAUGUUGCCUACACAAAUCCCAGUGCUACGGAAGCGAUAUUGUGAUAACAUAAAAAAUUAACAAUCACUGUUUUGUCGAUUAUGAAUGAAGAAAGUGCCCAUUUUCUUGUCAUGUAAUGUUACACAUUUACGAGUGACGUGUGCCUAUUUGUCUUUUAUUUGGUUUAUGUAUAUUGAACCUCUUAUCAACAUAAGUGGAAAUUUUUAAAGUGAGCAAUUCUGUUGGCAAUUUAUUCAAUGAUGGCAGAGUAAAUUCCUCUUUGUUUUGAA